This is a messenger RNA of Cuculus canorus (common cuckoo), 725 nucleotides long. Its product is annotated as MAP/microtubule affinity-regulating kinase 3-like. The coding region runs from base 134 to 667 and encodes 177 amino acids. Gene Ontology annotation, molecular function: protein serine/threonine kinase activity; ATP binding. Gene Ontology annotation, biological process: protein phosphorylation; intracellular signal transduction. The transcript has a single exon. The record is from RefSeq and is a predicted model, not a curated record. Lineage: Eukaryota; Metazoa; Chordata; Aves; Cuculiformes; Cuculidae. Gene Ontology annotation, cellular component: plasma membrane; cytoplasm.
AGAGCUCACUUUCUUUUUUCACAUCUUUUGAAUUGGCAAAGCGAACAGGUCCAGUGGAGUCGGGGGCACAUCUGUCUUGUCUUUCUGUCUCUCUGCAAAUGCCAGGCAGCGCGGCCACCCCACUGAAACUAAAAUGACCCCUCGGACUCCACUGGCCACAGUAAAUGAGCGCAACGCUGAGGACCACACAUCUCAUGGAGAUGGACAGCAGGAAGUUUCCUCUCGAACUGGGCGCUCUGGAGCUUGCUGCAGGAACUCUGUAGCUUCCUGUGCAGAUGAGCAGCUACACGUUGGAAUUUACAAACUCCUUAAAACGAUUGGAAAGGAGAAUUUUGCAAAAGUAAAACUGGCACGGCACACCCUAACUGGCAGAGAGGUUGCCAUGAAAAUAAUUGACAAAACACAGCUGAACCCAACUAGUCUACAAAAGCUCUUUAGAGAAGUAAGAAUAAUAAUCUUAAAUAAUGCAAAUAUAGUGAAGCUCUUUGAAGUUACUGAAACUGAAAAAACUCUAUUUAAUAAUGGAAUAUGCAAGUGGGGGGAAGUUUUUGACUGUAUGGUUGCACAUGGAAGAAUGAAGGAAAAGGAGGCUAGAGCUAAAUUUAGACAGAUAGUAUCUGCAGUGCAGUAUUGCCAUCAAAAACAUCUCGAGAGAUCUCAGGGCUGAUUUUUUUUAAUUUUUUUUUUAUUGCUAGAUGCAGAUACAAACACUGAAAUAGCUGGCU